GUGUGGCAAUGCACUACAAGCCGCUGCAAGCGUGGGGAACGAAUCGGUUGUGCGGCUUCUCCUCGCCCAUGGGGCAGAGGUGAAUGCUCAGGGUGGCUGGUGUGGCAAUGCACUACAAGCCGCUGCAAGC
This is a messenger RNA of Tuber aestivum (summer truffle), 130 nucleotides long. The record is from the annotation of a GenBank genome assembly. Lineage: Eukaryota; Fungi; Ascomycota; Pezizomycetes; Pezizales; Tuberaceae.